This is a messenger RNA of Cucurbita moschata (crookneck pumpkin), 2884 nucleotides long. RefSeq names its product extensin-2-like. The transcript has a single exon. The record is from RefSeq and is a predicted model, not a curated record. NCBI's taxonomy places the organism in Eukaryota, Viridiplantae, Streptophyta, Magnoliopsida, Cucurbitales, Cucurbitaceae. The coding region runs from base 34 to 2553 and encodes 839 amino acids.
AGAUAUCCAGCAAUAAGUGGGCAUUGCUGGAAGAUGGGGGCUAUGAAGCCUUUGAGGCAUUGGCCUCAGCUGCUCUCGGUGGUGGCGAUUUGCCUCAUUGCCACCACCGUAGUGACUGCUCAACUCGAAGAUGAUUUGAUGUUACCUAUCAAAAACCCUGAACUCGGUGGUGAUUUACCAAAGCAUCAUCAUCACAAUACUUAUCCGCCGGUGGAUCAUCACCAUAAACCACCACAGUCGAAGUAUGGACACCACCACAAGUCACCACCUCCACCAAAAUACAAGCACCACCACAUGCCACCCCCACCCAAACAUUACCACCACCACAAGUCACCACCUCCAUAUCUUUACAAGUCUCCGCCGCCACCGUCUCCUUAUGUUUAUAAAUCUCCUCCACCGCCUCCGUAUGUCUACAAGUCUCCACCACCACCUCCCUACAUUUACAAGUCUCCGCCACCACCUCCUUAUGUCUAUAAAUCUCCUCCACCACCUCCAUAUGUCUACAAGUCUCCCCCACCACCCCCCUACGUCUAUAAAUCUCCUCCACCACCUCCAUAUGUCUACAAGUCUCCCCCACCACCUCCCUAUGUCUAUAAAUCUCCUCCACCACCUCCAUAUGUCUACAAGUCCCCGCCACCACCUCCAUAUGUUUACAAGUCUCCGCCACCACCUCCUUACGUCUAUAACUCUCCUCCACCACCUCCAUAUGUCUACAAGUCUCCACCACCCCCACCUUAUGUCUACAAGUCCCCACCACCACCUCCCUACGUUUACAAGUCUCCGCCACCACCUCCCUACGUCUAUAAAUCUCCUCCACCACCUCCAUAUAUCUACAAAUCUCCGCCGCCGCCACCCUACGUUUACAAGUCUCCCCCACCACCUCCCUACAUUUACAAGUCUCCUCCACCACCUCCCUACAUCUAUAAAUCUCCACCACCACCAUCUCCUUACGUUUAUAAAUCUCCUCCACCACCUCCAUAUGUCUACAAGUCUCCUCCACCACCUCCCUACAUCUAUAAAUCUCCCCCGCCACCAUCUCCUUAUGCUUAUAAAUCUCCUCCACCACCUCCCUAUGUCUACAAGUCUCCUCCACCACCCCCCUAUGUCUACAAGUCUCCACCACCCCCACCGUACGUUUACAAGUCUCCACCACCACCUCCCUACGUUUACAAGUCUCCGCCACCACCUCCCUACGUCUAUAAAUCUCCUCCACCACCUCCCUACGUUUACAAGUCUCCGCCACCACCUCCCUACGUCUAUAAAUCUCCUCCACCACCUCCCUACGUUUACAAGUCUCCGCCACCACCUCCCUACGUCUAUAAAUCUCCUCCACCGCCUCCCUACAUCUAUAAGUCUCCUCCACCGCCACCCUACGUCUAUAAAUCUCCUCCACCGCCUCCCUACGUCUACAAGUCUCCACCACCACCUCCUUACAUCUACAAAUCUCCUCCACCACCACCUUAUGUCUAUAAGUCCCCUCCACCACCUCCCUACAUCUAUAAAUCUCCUCCACCACCUCCUUAUGUCUACAAGUCUCCUCCACCACCUCCCUACAUCUAUAAAUCUCCGCCGCCACCAUCUCCCUACGUCUACAAGUCUCCGCCACCACCUCCCUACGUCUACAAGUCUCCGCCACCACCUCCCUACGUCUAUAAGUCCCCUCCACCACCUCCCUACAUGUAUAAAUCUCCGCCACCCCCUCCCUACGUCUACAAGUCUCCACCACCACCUCCUUACAUCUACAAAUCUCCUCCACCACCUCCCUACGUCUACAAGUCCCCUCCACCACCUCCCUACGUCUACAAAUCUCCACCACCACCUCCCUACGUCUACAAGUCCCCUCCACCACCUCCCUACGUCUAUAAAUCUCCGCCACCCCCUCCCUACGUCUACAAGUCCCCUCCACCACCUCCCUACGUCUAUAAAUCUCCACCACCGCCUCCCUACGUCUACAAGUCUCCACCACCACCUCCUUACAUCUACAAGUCCCCUCCACCACCUCCCUACGUCUACAAGUCUCCACCACCACCUCCUUACGUCUACAAGUCUCCACCACCACCUCCCUAUGUCUACAAGUCCCCUCCACCACCUCCCUACGUCUAUAAAUCUCCGCCACCACCUCCCUACGUCUACAAAUCUCCUCCACCACCACCCUAUGUCUAUAAGUCUCCACCACCGCCUCCCUACGUCUACAAGUCUCCACCACCGCCUCCCUACGUCUACAAGUCUCCUCCACCUCCAUCUCCAUCUCCUCCCCCACCUUAUAUCUAUAAAUCACCACCUCCACCAUCUCCAUCACCACCUCCUCCAUAUAUUUACAAAUCUCCGCCUCCACCAUCUCCAUCACCUCCUCCACCUUAUUACUAUAAGUCACCUCCACCUCCAUCCCCAUCACCACCACCACCUUACUAUUACAAGUCCCCUCCCCCUCCAGUGAAGUCUCCACCACCUCCAUAUUAUUAUAAGUCUCCACCACCACCAUCUCCAUCACCACCACCACCUUAUUACUACAAAUCACCUCCUCCACCGCAUAAAUCCAAAUAUCCACACUAGAACACCACCAACAAAAGUUCACUAAGUGAUGUCAUUUAAAUUAUAUUAAGUUGUAUGAAUAAUAUUAGCCAACUUUCUACGUAGAAGGUGAAUUUGGAGGCGAUCAAUUUAAUUAAUGGUGUGCUGUUCCUGGAUCCUUUGCGAGUGUAUCAUUCCAGAGGACUUGUUGUAUUGUUUUUUUGGCAUCCAAGAUCUGGAUGCUAAAGAUUUGAAUUCUAUCAAUUGUUGUAUUUGACUUUACAUAAUCCUUCGCAAAUUCAAUUCUUCUGGUUUGUGUUUAUCACUAUUUCAUUUAAAUUUAUGUAUUUUGAUGUUUAAUUGAUGAUGACGA